AUGUUAUUCCUCGACGACUUUCUCGAAAGUGAGUAUUUUCUUUGAUCAUAAAAUCAUAAAUUGUUUUUUUUAGUGCUUGAUGAGCUCCCGGCAGAAUUGAAAGAAAGAAGUGACGAAGUUUUGAAAAUGGAUGCAGAUGUUGAAACAAGACUUCGUAGAAACAGAGAAGCUGUCAGUGAAUUUUUUGAGUAUAGUGGAGUUGGAAUGACAGAGGAACAAAGAGCUGCUAGAUAUAAAGCAUUGCAAGAUGUUAGUUUUUUCAACAAAAAAUAUAUUAAAAUAAAAAUAUUUCCAGGAAUUUUCUAAAAUUCGUUCUAUCAAUGAGAGAAAAUAUUUACUUAUGAAGAAAAUGCAAGACUUACUUACAAAAUAUCAUAAUCAUUUGGAGAAAGAAAAAACUAAUUUUCAAUGUGAGAUGGAAGCUGACAAUUCAGGAGUUACAGAGAUGAUUGAGAAAAGUAUGUGUUUUUUUGAAAUAUACAACAUUUUCAAUGAUUUUGUUUUCAGGAUAUACUGAAUACGUUGAAGCCUGUUUGGCUGCAAGAAAAGAAAGAAAAAGAAAACAUGGAGGAGGCGGAGGAAGUGGAAGUUCUCGAGAGGGAACUGUACAACAACUUUCGAAAGAGUCGAGUGAGAAAAUUGCGAGAAUUCUUCAAGAAGGAACAAGAUUGAAAAUGGAAAUGUCAGAUGAUUCAGCACAAUCUGCAAUGUCAUCAGCAGUUCCAUCUCCAGCCCCACGUGGAAGACCACCAAAAAAUAAUGUAAUGUUUUCUUCUGCAGUUGCUGAAGAUUCACCAAUUCCACGAAGAAAAUCGAAUGCAAAUACACUUCGCACAUCAUUUAUGGGUGGCCGAAUUUCACCAAAUCCUUCCGAAAAAAGUUGGUCAAAUUUUGGAAUGGAUGAAACAUCUCAAAGUUUCACACCUACAACACCACAACUAACACCAAAUAUGCCAAAUUUCGUUGGAAGCGAAAGUCGACAUGGAAGACCAAGAAAAUUGACGACUCGUGUUCAAGAAAUGUUCAAAGAAACACUUCAACGUCAACGAAAUCAUGGAAAUAAUAUGAUUCAUCAAACUCCGCCAACACCAACCACACCACAAUCAGUUCAACAAACCCCACCAAGUUUGAAUUCGAGUUCAACAAAUAUGCCCCCACCAUCAACUCCACCAAGUCAUCAUCAUAAUCACACCCAACCACCGCCGAUUGAAACAGAAAUGGAAGGUAAGAAAAUGGUUUUGAAUAUGUGAUUAAAAAAUUGGAAAUAAUUCAGGUUCUGAUGAUGAGGAUGAGGAAAGUGAAGAUUCUCGGCGAUGGUGUUUUUGUCACGAAAAGAGUUAUGGUGAAAUGGUAGCAUGUGAUAACAAAAGUGUGAGUUUCUGUUUUUGGGAAUUUUUGAUUACAAUCAGAAAUCGGAUCACCAAAAUAUGUUGAAAAAAUCUUAUCUUUCCAGAAUGUGAGAAUUUUUCUUUGAAAAAAUUCCCACUUUUAAUUUUUUUUUCCCCAAAAAAUAGUUCGCAACGUCGUUUUGACUUUUCAAAUCUUGCUCAUUUUUUUUGAAAAACAAGGAUUGAAAAUGUUUGUAUUUUUCCUGCUAAAUUUCAGACCCACACAUUUGAUACUUGAAAAAAAGUUUGUAUUUUGAAAAUUAUAAAUUAUUCCCCCUCCCGCUUAUUUUCAGAAUCUUUCAAUAUUGAUUAUUUUUCAGUGUCCAUAUAUGUGGUUCCAUUAUCCAUGUGUCGGAAUAUUGGCCCCACCAAAAGGUAAAUGGUAUUGUCCACAUUGUGUUAGUUCUGGAGCAGCUGCAAGAAUUGAAGAAUCUAUGAUAAAUGACAAUGAUUCGUUGACAUCUUCAUCCAAUCACAUCAAUAAUUAUCCUCCGCCUCAAUUUGAAUAA
Messenger RNA from Caenorhabditis angaria, 1897 nucleotides. The record is from the annotation of a GenBank genome assembly. NCBI's taxonomy places the organism in Eukaryota, Metazoa, Nematoda, Chromadorea, Rhabditida, Rhabditidae.